CUAGUUAGCAUUAAAUUUGAUAGGUGUACAAAGGGUACCGAGGGUCGACUCUUGAUUGAGAGUCUGAUUUCACAAAAUGUCAAUUUUCUUAUCCCUCCUCCCCAUCAUCAAUUUUCAAAUAAAGUCCGUUAAGAGUCGACGUCUGUUUUCGAAAGACCAAUUGUUCGUGUCACCGAAGAAGAAAGGGCAAGGUUUUAAGAUUAGGCUCCAAAUAACACCCGGAAGUGAAUAUGGAAACGUACAUGGUGCUGCACACUGUUGCCGCAGCCACGACUACCACGUAGGUGCGUACGCCAAGACGUAUGCCAUCAGCAGCCGCGCGGGCGCGGCCGGCCGUCGCCAGCCGGCCAAAACUAUCAUUCUUGUCACCACCGGGCCAGGCGGCCAUGACACUUAUGCCAUAUUGCCAUGCCCGCGACACAAAAAUUAAACUAUAUAUGUUUGGCGCCACAUCCCGGCGGCCGCCUCUUUCUCCUCUCUCUAACGUUGAUGUCUCCGUCCUCCUCCCGCUCCUUCCCCCAACCCAACCUCAGUGGCCGUGGCCCUGCCAUGGGCUGCGCUCACGCCAAGCCCUCCCAGGGCUCCCCUGCCCGCAGCGACGGCCGCGGCAUCGACCACCUCAUGCGCAACCACGGCUACGUCCCCGCCUCCCACCGCCGCCUCACCGACCCCCUCCCCACCACCGCCGCCGCCAAGGACUCUCAUCAGCACGCCGGCAUAAAUCAGGAUCGCCGUCCGACAGAAACAGCGACUACUACGAUCACAUCCACCACGGUUCCGCCAUCUUCUUCUUCACCAGCCCCGGCCCCAGCACCCGCACCAGCGCCCCUGCCACCGAGGACGAGUACGAGUACUCCGGGCGACAGCGAGACGGGGCUGGUGGACGGGUGGCCGACAUGGCUCCUAGAGAACGUGCCCCGGGAGGCUCUCCGGGGGAUCGUGCCCCGGAGCGCGGACGCCUACGACCAGGUGGAGAAGGUCGGCCAGGGCACCUACAGCAACGUGUACAAGGCCCGGGAGCGGUCCACGGGCCGCGUGGUGGCGCUCAAGAAGGUCCGCUUCGACACCGCCGAGCCUGAGAGCGUCCGGUUCAUGGCCCGGGAGAUGCGGAUCCUCCGCGUCCUCGACCACCCCAACGUCAUGGGCCUCGACGGCAUCGCCACCUCCCGCAUGCACCGCUCCAUCUACCUCGUCUUCGAUUUCAUGGCCUCCGACCUCUCCCGCCUCCUCCUCCUCCCCUCCCGCCCCAACCAUCAUCCCCCCCUCUCCCUCCCCCAGAUAAAGAGGUACAUGAAGCAGCUGCUGGAGGGGCUACACCACUGCCACGAGAGGGGGAUACUGCACAGGGACAUCAAGGGCUCGAACCUGCUGAUCACGCGGGACGGCGGGCUCAAGAUCGGCGACUUCGGCCUGGCAAACUACUACAUCCCGGCCCCCAACGGCCGGCGCCGGCCACUGACGAGCCGGGUGGUGACGCUCUGGUACAGGGCGCCGGAGCUUCUCCUGGGCGCCACGGACUACGGCGUGGGCAUCGACCUCUGGAGCGCCGGCUGCCUGCUGGCGGAGAUGUUCUCGGGGAAGCCGCUCAUGCCGGGCCGCUCCGAGGUGGAGCAGCUCUUCAAGAUCUUCAGCCUGUGUGGAUCCCCGCCAGAUGAUUACUGGCGGAAGUUGAAGCUCCCGGCCACGUUCCGCCCGCCCAAGACGUAUAAGUCGACCAUGGCGGAGAAGCUUGCCGGUCUGCCGCCGUCCGCGUUCCGGCUGCUCUCCACGCUCCUCGCGCUCGACCCCGCCGCCCGCGGUACCGCCGCCCAGGCUCUCCAGAGCGACUUCUUUACGACUCCGCCAUUGCCGUGCGACGUCUCGGAGCUCCCCGUCCUGUACAAGGAGGAGGUCCCGGAUCCGACCGCAUCCCACGAUGGAAGGAAGCCCAAGCUGAGACAGCGUUCUAACAAGCGAAGGGAAAGCAAGAAGAAAGCUGGGCAGGAACAAAGCGAGAAUGAACCGCCCAAGAUCUCCAAUGUCGAAUCUCCCAGCAAAGAGGGGGAGAAAGCUACUGAUCAUGACGCGGCAGAACCUGGUCAAGAAGCCGAUGCCGCCGCCAUUGCCCCCUCGGGCAUCCAAGAACUAGCCGAGAACACCAUCUUAAAGGCUUCCUCCAGCACUGUCUCCAAACGGUUCUCGGCCAGCCCAGUUCAGGCGUCGUCGCCCGCAGAGGGCUCGCCUGCGCCGCUGCAAGACCACCACCAGCAGCAGCUCCUGCUUCGGAGGGCAAACACCUACCACACAAGCAGCGACGACGAUCACCAGCAGCACCAGACUCUACUACUACCUCUGGAUGGUCGCGGCGAGGCGAACGGCGGUGGCGGCAUGGUGCGGCACGGCAUCGCCACCAGAUCGGCUUCGACAUCGGGGCACGACAUGAUGCGGCGCCGGGAGAGGGAGUUCCCACACAAACACUACGUUUCUGUGUAGCAGGGGGCAGCUGGGGUUGCUGGGUUUCCUUUUCUUUUUCUUUUUUUGUCAUAGCAGUCAGUCAGUCAGACAGAGAUUGUUCAGGUCCUAUAUGCUGCUGCUGCUAAUUUGUUGCUGUGAUCGAGUUGAACCGCAGUUUGUAUCAAUAAAUCAUCAUUUAUGAGAAGAGAAUUAUUGGUCAUCA
Molecule: messenger RNA, 2656 nt
Organism: Brachypodium distachyon (stiff brome)
Lineage: Eukaryota; Viridiplantae; Streptophyta; Magnoliopsida; Poales; Poaceae
Product: probable serine/threonine-protein kinase At1g54610
Exons: 5
Coding region: 409-2472 (687 amino acids)
Biological process (GO): positive regulation of transcription elongation by RNA polymerase II; protein phosphorylation
Cellular component (GO): nucleus; cyclin-dependent protein kinase holoenzyme complex
Molecular function (GO): cyclin-dependent protein serine/threonine kinase activity; ATP binding; RNA polymerase II CTD heptapeptide repeat kinase activity
Source: RefSeq, a predicted model, not a curated record